GUAACCAACAGCUGCAGUCAAUUUUGGAAUUAAACAACUCAACAAGUUGCCUUCGCAUAUCCCGCACACACACACACACACAAUCAUUAUGAAGUACAUUGUUUUGGUCGUUUUCCUUUGCCUCGCUGCUGUGGCUUUGGUGUCUGCGGUGCCCGUGGAUGAGACGCUGCAAGGUGACAACAUCUACAGCGAGUCGGAUGUCCACAAUCCUCACGAUCCUCAGGCUAUCUUUAAGCUGAAGAAGAUCAAGAAGCUGCUGCUCGGUUAAGCUCUGAAGCCAUAUUCAUCAGACUUGUUCAAGUCUUGUCUAGUCUACGUACAAACCACAAACACACACACAUAAACGCACACACACACAAUAAACUGGGAACUUCGCCUCUUCGCUUUAGCCUAGGCACUGCGCUGCACCAACCUUAGAGAUAAAUUCAGUUCACCGCUACAAAAUAAAUGGAUAAACAUAUAAAACACAAAAAUGCAGCAGUUUUACAUGAGUAUUUACGAAAUCUAAAUUAAUUAAAUAAAUCACAAAAAGAGAAA
This is a messenger RNA of Drosophila nasuta, 537 nucleotides long. RefSeq lists its product as uncharacterized. The record is from RefSeq and is a predicted model, not a curated record. The transcript is spliced from 2 exons. NCBI's taxonomy places the organism in Eukaryota, Metazoa, Arthropoda, Insecta, Diptera, Drosophilidae. Bases 89 to 268 code for a protein of 59 amino acids.